AUGAUCUGCGCAAAAAUUCGCAUACGCAGCAUCUUAGUCUUCUACCAACGCCUCUCUCCAUCCUUCCAUCCACUACAUCGACCACCUCGACGACCCAAGUUCGCGUUCCGUACAAUGUCCUGGCAAACCUACGUCGACAGCAACCUCCUCGGCAGCGGAAAGAUCGCCAAAGCUGCCAUCAUCGGUCUGCAGGGAGGCGUGUGGGCCUCCAGCUCUGGAUACACACUCUCGCCCGCAGAGCAGAAGGCCAUCGUCGACGGGUUCUCGAAACCCGACUCGGUGCAAGCAAACGGCGUGCGCCUGGCAGGCCAAAAGUUCUUCACUUUGUCGGUUAGUGAUCGGACCAUCCAGGCCAAGAAGGCGGCCGACGGCGCGAUCAUCGUGAAGACGAAGCAGGCGGUCCUCGUCACCGAAUAUGUUGCGCCCUGUCAGGCGCCGGAGGUCACUCCCAUCGUGGAGAACCUCGCAGAUUAUCUCAUUUCCGUUGGAUAUUAG
Cyclocybe aegerita is the source of this 495-nucleotide messenger RNA. Lineage: Eukaryota; Fungi; Basidiomycota; Agaricomycetes; Agaricales; Hemipholiotaceae. The record is from the annotation of a GenBank genome assembly.